CCGCCUGAUGUCGUUGGACUCCAAUUCCCAGCAUUCCUAGCCACCGUCGUCAACAGUCAGGAAUGAUGGGAGUUGCAGUCCAAAAAAAGAAGAAAAAAAAUCUGGAGGGCCUCACGUUUGCCACAACUCUAUUGAGUGACUGGAUAAAGAGACUACAAUUCCCAGCGUGCAAUGCAGCAAAGCAGCAGGAUGCGGGAGCUGUACGGUGGCUGCGAAGGCACGUGAGGGGUGUGGCGAUAUACGGUGGCUGGUGGGGCUCGCGCCGGAGGCGGCACUGACAGUGGCGGGAUGGAGUCGGUGGUGUUCAUUUUUUCGCUCAUUGAUUGCUGCGCCCUGAUCUUCCUCUCCGUUUAUUUCAUAAUUACACUAUCAGAUUUGGAAUGUGACUACAUUAAUGCUAGAUCUUGCUGCUCAAAACUAAAUAAAUGGGUGAUCCCUGAAUUGAUUGGCCAUACCAUUGUCACUGUAUUAAUGCUUAUUUCACUGCACUGGUUCAUCUUCCUCCUCAAUUUACCUGUAGCAACCUGGAAUAUAUAUAGGCACAUUAUGGUUCCUAGUGGAAACAUGGGAGUAUUUGACCCCACAGAGAUCCAUAAUCGAGGGCAGCUGAAAUCGCACAUGAAGGAAGCCAUGAUUAAGCUUGGCUUUCAUCUCCUUUGUUUUUUCAUGUAUCUUUAUAGUAUGAUCUUGGCGCUGAUAAAUGACUGAAGUAGAAGUGUUACAGUUGCCAAAUUCUGAGUUGUCACUCACAGCUUUCAAGUAAACCUAGACCAGUGUCGUCAUGCAGUAUAUUUUUCCUCUUUGAACAAAAAUAUUUUUGCUGUAUUUUUUAACAUAAAAAAUAUUUUAAAAACCAACAUACUUAGUUUCUCGAACCAUUGAUUUGUCCCUUCUCCAGUCGAUUUUCCUAUUAUAUCCAAUUCAUAUUUUUCUCAAGAAUGCCAGCUAGCUAAUGAAUGGAGUCAGAUGAUGGCACCAAUGCCAGGAUGUCACCAUCAAGAGUUGUUUUGUGAAUUACCACUGUUAUAAGUACAUAACUAUCAAUUCCUGUAUUUUACUGAAUUUUAUUUCCCUUGGACCUAACUUUUUAAAAUCUUUCACUUCCUCGCUCCUCAUGUAUCCACAGAAACACACACACACACAGCCCUCUAUAAAUCAGGAUAGCACUUAAUGCAGUGCUGGCCAAACUUGGCCCUCCAGCUGUUUUGGAACUACAAUUCCCAUCUUCCCUGAC
This is a messenger RNA of Zootoca vivipara (common lizard), 1234 nucleotides long. It is a transcript of the gene CNIH4, whose product is annotated as cornichon family member 4. Lineage: Eukaryota; Metazoa; Chordata; Lepidosauria; Squamata; Lacertidae. The record is from RefSeq and is a predicted model, not a curated record. Gene Ontology annotation, biological process: vesicle-mediated transport.